CUGAAACCAGAUCGGCGAGGGCGGAGCUGCUGGGACUCCGCGUCUGCGGUGGUGGGUCUGAUUCCAUGCAGGCUGAUUACAGAUCCAGGUGCCGACGCGCUUGUUGUCAGGUUUCUCUGGCCCCAAACAGCUGCACGUCCGGAGGCGACGCAUUUACCAAACACUGGAGUAACAUUGCAGAUAACAAUGCCUGUUGGAUGCAAAGAGAGGCCAACUUUUUUUGAAAUUUUUAAAAGACGAUGCAACGAAGCAGAUUUAGGGCCAAUAAGCCUUAACUGGUUUAAAGAACUCUCUUCAGAAGCACAGCCCUAUAAUUUUGAACCUGCGGAAGAAUCUGAAUAUAAAGCCGUCAGUUAUGAACCCAGCCUAUUUAAAACACCACAGAGGAAACCUUAUCAGAUGGUUUCAACUCCAGUAAUAUUCAAAGAACAAAAUCAGCCACUGUGCACAUCUCCUUCAAAAGAAUUAGAUAAAUACAGAUUAAACUUAGGAAAGGAUAUAACCAAUAGUAAACAUAAAAGUUACUGCACAACGAAGACUAAAAUGGAUCAAGCAUGUGAAAUUGCCAGUCCAUCUCUGAAUUCUUAUCUUAGUGAAAGUCCGGUUCUACGAUAUACACAUGGAACACCACAAAGAGAAAAGUCAAUGAUAUGUGGAAGUUUAUUUCAUACACCAAGGUUUAUGAAGGGUCAAACACCAAAACGUAUUUCUGAAAGUCUGGGAGCUGAGGUGGAUUCUGAUAUGUCUUGGUCAAGUUCUUUAGCCACUCCACCGACUCUUAGUUCUACUGUGCUUAUAGAAAGAGAUGAGGAAGCAUCUGCAGCUGUAUACCCUAAUGAUACUACUGCUAUUUUGAAGAGCUGUUUUUUUAACUAUGAUGAAAGUCUACAAAAAAAUGGCAGAUUUGUCCAUUCUGGACUAGAGAAUGAAAGCAAAAAUCUAGGAGAAAGUGAAAGUCAUGGAUUAAGGAAGGUCUUAGAGAAUUCGUUUGUCAAAGGCCAUGAUGAAAAAACACCAAAUGUCUUAGAAGAUGAACUAGAUGAAACAGUUUCAGAUACUUCUGAAGAAGAUAGCUUUUCAUUAUUUGUUCCUAAAUGUAAAAUGAAAAAUCUACAAAAAUUAAAAACUGGCAAGACUAGGAAAAAUAUCUUCAGUGAAACAAAAAACAAUGAAUGUGAAGAAACUGGACAACAAAUGGAAAAAACUAAACUUUCAUUUCUAUCUGAAAUGGAAUCAAAUGACUAUAAUCCACUAGUUUCAAAUGUAACAAGUCAGAAACCCUUUGAGAAUGAGAAUGGCAAAAUCUCUAAGGAAGUUGUACAGUCUUCAGUCUCUGCAUGGUCUCAGCUAACCCUUUCAGGCCUAAAUGAAACCCAGCUGGGUACCUCUGCUUGUGAUAAAAAUAAUUCAGAAAUAGAUCUCAUUGAAACAGAGAAAGACUAUGUCAAUUUAAUUACUUUAGAAAAGUCUUUGCCUCAUAUUUCAAAUGUAUCUAAAAGAGACAACAUAUUAAAUGAAGAAACAGUGGUAAAUACAAGAAAAGAAAGGCUAAGUCUAGAAUCCAUGACUGUGGUAAAGCAGGCAAUGCCUGAAAUUUCUCUAAGAGCUUCUCCAGGUCAGGAUAUUAAAAAUGUAUUCAAGACUAGAGAAUCAUCUGAGGAAACUUUCAGUGCAGCUUCUUCAAAUAAUCUGGCUGAUCCAAAUUUUAAAGAAGAUCCUCAAGCCUCUGAACGAGGAUUAGAAAUACAGACUUGUGACUCACUGAAAGAGGAUUCUCUAUUUUCAUAUUCAGUUGAUAACGAAAGCUCACCAACCGCUAUCAAACACACUUCUGCAGCUUUGAAGAAUUCAGGUUUAAUAUCUACUUUGAAAAAGAAAACAAAAAAGUUUAUUUAUUCUAUAAAUGAUGAAGCAUCUUAUCAAGGAGAAAAAAUUCUGAAAAACCAAGAAACAGAAUUAACUAACUAUUCAGCCUCUUUUGAAACACCACUUACAUUUGUAACUACUAAUUCAGGUUUCUUACAUUCCUCUGUCAAUAAUUCUGAAGAAACAACUUUGUUCUCAGCUAACUCUUUGGGGAUGAAUCUGAGAAAAUGUUCCAGUAAUAAAAGCAAUUUUUCUGGCAAUAAAAUAGUAUCACAGGAUCUUGAUAGUAAAGGAGAAAAAAUUAAGAAGGAAAAACUGCACUCAUAUAUAGCCACAGCAACUGAUGUGUCAAACUUGCAGCAAAGACAUUGUGCAGAUAAUCCAAAAAACAGAGUUUCAGAUGCAGAAGAAAAGGUCCUGCCUUCAGCAAGUCACCCUGCCAUGCCUCAUUCAAAAGUGGAAUAUAAGGAUGAUCACUUUCAGUCCCAAGAGAGACUCUUAUACGAUCAUGGUAGUUUCAGCACUUUAGUGCCUACUGCCAUGGUUCCUCCAUCAAGCCCAGCUGUGAAUUUUAGAGCAAACGAAUCAUAUAAAAUAUCAAAGAAACUACAGAAUAAGGAACGUGAAGCUGGUGUUGAAGUUACCACAAACACUCCCAUGAAAAAGAAUGAAAAAAAAUGUGUUUUAAAUGAAAAUUUUAAAAAGGCAGAACAGUUGCCACCUGAACAAUACAGACCAUUGUCACCGUCUGUUAAGGUACAAGUCACACAAAGUUCGAGUCUCACAUUGAUCCAAAAUGACCAAGAAGAAACUUUAAUUUCAAAUGUAAUUGUCAAUUCAAAUCCAGAAGAACUUUUCCCAGAAAGUGAAAAUAGCUUUCAUAUAACUGGAGAAAGGAGUGUUCCUGUUCUAGAAAAUAUUGAAGAACUUUAUGUGGCAGAUCUCAGUUCUAUAAAAGAACCCAUUUCUGAGAAUGACACCAUGGUAGCAUUUACAGACAUAGUUAACAAACAAGAAGCCAAAGUGUUGAUUACAAAAGAUUUUGAGUCAUCAGAUGUAGUCCAUGAUGUAACAGAAAAGAGAAAUAGUGUAAAGCAGAAGCUAAAUAUGACUACUAGUCAAGAUUCAAAAUUGGACAUCUUCUUAGAUACAAAUGUGAACUCAGAUGGAAGUAGUGAGCACAUGGACAGACAGACAGGACUCUCAAAUGUAAUUUCAAAUCACAGUUUUGGAAAUGGCUUCAGAACAGCUUCUAAUAAAAAAAUAAAACUCUCUGAAAACAACAUUAAGAAAAGUAAAAUGCUCUUUAAAGAUAUAGAAGAACAGUAUCCUCCUAACUUAGCCUGUACUGAAAUUGUGAAUAAUUUAGGUAUUCAAGAGAAACUAAGCAAACCUCAUGGACUUGAUUCACAGUCAACUAAUACUGUAUCUGGGUGUGUACAGAAUGGUAUUUUAGUUUCCACUAGUGAAAAUACUCAUGCAGUUCCUCCAAUUUUAUCAUUAAAGCAAGAUCCUAAUUUAAACCAUAAUUUAACACCUAGCCAAAAGGCAGAAAUAACUGAACUUUCUACUAUAUUAGAAGAAUCAGGGAGUCAGUUUGAAUUUACACAAUUUAGAAAGCCAAGCCACACACAACGAAAUAAUCAGUUUGAAAAGCCUGAAAAACAGAUGACUGUUGUAAAUACAUCUUCUGAGGAAUGGAAGGAUACUGGUCAUCUCACAGUUAAUGCCCCAUCAACCAAUCAGGUAAACAGCAAGAAAUUAGAAAGUGCAGCUGAAGGUAAGCAGAUGUUUCCUUGUUUGUUGAAGACCAGCUAUAAUAAAAGUCCCAAUUCUAAUUAUUCAACCGAUAAGAAUAAAACGGAAUUUAGAGGCUUUUAUUCUGCUCUCGGCACAAAACUGAAUGUUUCUACUACAGCCCUGCAAAAAGCUAUGAAACUGUUCAGUGACAUUGACAAUAUUAGUGAGGAAGCCUCUGCAGAACUAGAUCCAGGCAUCUUAUUUUCAGAUAAAUAUAAAGAUUCUGUUGUCUCAGCAUCUAAGAUAGAAAAUUAUAAUGAUGAAAACUUAAAUAAGCAACUUACUUUCCAAAAUAGCACUGGAAUGACCACAGGCAUAUUUGCUAUAGACAAUACUGACCGUUGCAAAAGAGAUAAAGAAAGUGAAGAUAAUAAACAUACUUGUGCAAGCAGAAAUAUUUGUAAUAUAGGAGAACCUGAUGGCAAUGACUCAAGUACAAAUGAUAGAGUAUAUAUUCAUAAAGGUGAAAAUGACUUACCACAUAGUGACCAGCACAACGCAGUUCUAAAGUUACCUAGCCUGCUUAUGAUGGAGGACAAUACUCAAAUCGAAGGUUUGUCGGACUUAACUUGUUUGGAAGUUGUGAAAGCAGAAGAAACAUUUUGUGUUAAUUCCUCAAAUAAAGAACAGUUAACCAGUAAGAUGGGACAAAACACAAAAGAUCCUGGCAUUUUUCAUUUGUCCUUUCAUACUGCAAGUGGAAAAAAUAUCAGAGUCUCCAAAGAGUCAUUAAGUAAAGUUGUACAUUUCUUUGAUGAAAAAUAUACAGAGGAAGAGUUGAAUAGCUUUUCAGAAAACAUGGAUGCUGAUUUCAUUUCUGACAUAAAUAUGAACAAAACAGACAUUUUAAGUCAUGUGGAAACAGAUAUGGUUAAAGACAAAAUAUUGAUAGGACAUGACCCAAAUAAUACAAAAAAUCACUUGCUGACUUUGCAGCAACAACCAGAAUGUGAAAAGAGGAUGAUUAAUGAGCCUACUAUACUGGGUUUUCAUACAGCUAGUGGAAAAGAAGUGAAAGUUGCAAAAGACUCUUCGGAGAAAGUAAAAAAUCUUUUUGAUGAAAAGAAGAAAGGUAGUACUAGUGAAAUCAGUAAUAUCAAAUGCCCAGCAGCAGCAGCAGUAGGAGAGAGAGAUGACUGUAAAGAAAGGCUUGAAUUAGCAUGUGAGGCAGCUGGAAUAACUGUCACAAAGUAUAAACAUGUACAGAAAUCUCUAGAGGAGAAAAAAGUUAUUUCUCAUGAGAUAAGUGAUAAUUUACAUACACAAGCUGAGAAUCUCAGAACACCAAAUAAUAUCUCUCCAAAAGUUAAACAAUGUGAGACUAUAGAAAUGGACACUGUAAGAAACAAAUCCACUUGUUCAACUAUUGAAAAUUCAACAAUAGCCUUUUAUACAGGACAUGGUAGGAAAAUUUCUGUGACUCAAGUUUCCCUACUGAAAGCAAAAAAAUGGCUUCACGAAGGAGAGUCGAAUGAUGAACCAGAAGAGGAAAAUGCUGUCAACGUUACAUGUUUAAAAGAAUACCCUGAGAAUUAUGUAGGAAACCCUUUAAGUAGAAAUAGUUCAAAGAGUAUCUUAACUGAAAAUCAACUCUCUGAAAAACAAGAUUCAACGUAUUUGAGUAACAGAAAAAUGUAUAACAGAUACUUGUAUCACUCAGAUUUUUGUCAUUCUAAUGAGGCACACAGUAAAUCAGAAUAUCUCUCGGAAAAUGAAAUUGGUAAUUCUGACAUUGAGCCAGUACUAGAGAAUGUUAAAGCCAGGGAAAAUAGUAGUUCUUCUGAAAUAAUCACUGUAAGAGAAGGAAGCACAUACCCACAAACUGUAAAUGAAGAUAUGUGUGUGCUGAAAUUGAAUAGCUCUUCACCAUGCAUAAAUAAAAGUACAGCCAAUCAAUUGACUGUGUCUGAUUUGAAAACUUUUGAGAUAGGACCACCAAGUGGUAAAACAGACUUUGCUGCACAUGAAACAAAAAGAGAGAGAUUGACAGACAGCUGCAGUAAGGUAAUUAAUCAAAACAUUGACAAUAAACCAGGCUCUUACCAAACAAACUUUGUGGCGGAUUAUCAUAAGGCAUUGGGUGAUGUCAAUGAUAUUUCUCCUAAAGAGUGUAGUGUGCAUUCACUUAAAGUUUUUGCUGACAGUCAAGACAAACAAGUUUUACAGCAUAAUCAAAGUAUGCCUGAGCUAGAGAAAGUUCCUGAAAUACCACCUUGUAAGUUUAAUUUGAAAACUUAUAAUAUGUGUAAAUUUAAUAUGGUUAAGUUUUCUAAAUCGGUCUCUUCUACCAAUACUGGUGGGAUUUUUAACACAGCAAGUGGAAAAUCUGUGCAAGUAUCAGAUGCUGCAUUACAAAAGGCAAGAAAGGUAUUUUCUAAACCAGAAGAAGAUGGUGCUGACCAGCUCCUCUCCAAAGAGUCAUUGAAAAAUAGUGAACAUUCAGACAACCUCACAAGAGAUAAAAGUACUGUGGUACAUACUACCCCAAGUUCAAGAUCAUCUACUAUCUGUGGAUUUAGCACAGCAAGUGGAAAAUCUGUACAAGUAUCAGAUGCUGCAUUACAAAAGGCAAGAAAGGUAUUUUCUAAACUAGAAGAAGAUGGUGCUGACCAGCUCCUCUCCAAAGAGUCAUUGAAAAAUAAUGAACAUUCAGACAACCUCACAAGAGAUAAAAGUACUGUGGUACAUACUACCCCAAGUUCAAGAUCAUCUACUAUCUGUGGAUUUAGCACAGCAAGUGGAAAAUCUGUACAAGUAUCAGAUGCUGCAUUACAAAAGGCAAGAAAGGUAUUUUCUAAACUAGAAGAAGAUGGUGCUGACCAGCUCCUCUCCAAAGAGUCAUUGAAAAAUAAUGAACAUUCAGACAACCUCACAAGAGAUAAAAGUACUGUGGUACAUACUACCCCAAGUUCAAGAUCAUCUACUAUCUGUGGAUUUAGCACAGCAAGUGGAAAAUCUGUACAAGUAUCAGAUGCUGCAUUACAAAAGGCAAGAAAGGUAUUUUCUAAACUAGAAGAAGAUAGUGCUGACCAACUCCUCUCCAAAGAGUCAUUGAAAAAUAGUGAACAUUCAGACAACCUCACAAGAGAUAAAAGUACUGUGGUACAUACUACCCCAAAUUCAAAAUCAUCUACUAUCUGUGGAUUUAGCACAGCAAGUGGAAAGCAAGUUUCAAUUUCCAAAAGUGCCUUAAACAAAGUUAAGGGAAUGUUAGAGGAAUUUGAUUUAAUCGGAGCUGAAUGUAGUCUUCGUCAUUCACCUACAUCUGGACAAGAUAUAUUAAAAAUAUCUCUUUCUUGUAAUGAUAAGAGUACCCCAGAACACUCUGUCAACUCUAAAACAGAAAAAGCCUGCAAUAAGGAAUUUAAAUUAUCAAGUAACUGUAACAUUAGAAGUGAUUCUUCAGAAGAUACUCACUUUACUGAUGUUUCUCCAUAUCUCUCUCCAUUUAAACAAGACAAACAGCAAUUGGAAUUAGGAACCACCAUAUCAGUUAUUGAGAAAAAUAGUCAUCCUUUGGAGAAAGAGCAAGCUUUACCUCAAAACACAAAAAUAGAGCUUAGUAAAACUGAAACUUACCUGCCCCAAAAAGCAAAUACAGAAGUUUGUUCUGCUUACUCUAAAGAUCCAGAGAACUAUUUUGAAACAGAGGCAGUGGAGAUUGCCAAAGCUUUUAUGGAAGAUGGUGAGCUGACAGACUCUGAACUGCUAAGUCAUGAUAAACACUCUUCUUUUACUUGCAACGAACACGAAGAAGCAGGUACUCAAAAUUCAGGAUCUGGUAAAAGAAAAAGAGAUGCACUUGUCUCAGUUGGAGAACCCCCAAUCAAAAGAAACUUGUUAAAUGAAUUUGAUAGGAUAAUAGAAAAUGAAAGGAAAUCCUUAAAGGCUUCAAAAAGCACUCCACAGGGCACAAUGCACGAUAGAAGAGUGUUUACACAUCGAGUUUCUUUAGAGCCCGUUACCUGUGGGCCCCAUUGCACACCUAAGGAACGGCAAGAAAAACAGAGUCCAAAUUUCACUGCACCUACUCAAGAAUUUCCAUCUAAAUCUCAUUUUUGUGAGCUUCUGACCGUGGAAAAAUCCUCAAGCAAUUUAGGAAUUUCAGAGCAGCCAUUUCAUAAUGCUCCUGCAAGAAAUGAAAGGAGGCAUUCGAUUACUACAAGCAAACUGAUGAAAGUCUUUGUCCCACCUUUUAAAACUAAAGCUCAUUUUCACAGAACUGAAGAGAGUGAUUUGGAGGAAAACAAAAAUGAACCAAAAAGCACAAAUGAACAUCGAUCUGGUGAUAGUGAAAAUAAUAUUAAUGAAAGUGAAAUUCAUCAGUUGAACAAAAAUGACUCCAGUCAAACAACAACUUUGAUUUUCACAAAGUGUGAAGAGCCAUUAGAUUUAAUUACAGCCCUUGAGAAUGCCAGAGAUAUGCAGGAUAUACGGAUUAAGGAGAAACAAAAGCAGCAUAUUUACCCACAGCCAGGCAGUCUGUAUCUUACAAAAACAUCCACUAUGCCUAGAAUCUCUCUGAAAACAGCUGUAGGAGGCCAAGUUCCCUCUGUGCAUUCCCAUAAACAGCUUUAUAUGUUUGGCAUUUCUAAACAUUGCAUAAAAAUUAACAGCAAAAAUGCAGAGUCUUUUCAGUUUCACAUUCAAGAUUAUUUUGGAAAGGAAUGUUUAUGGGCUGGACAGGGGAUACAGUUGGCUGAUGGAGGGUAUCUUAUACCCUCUAAUGAUGGAAAGGCUGGAAAAGAAGAAUUUUAUAGGGCUCUGUGUGACACUCCUGGUGUGAAUCCAAACCUUAUCUCAAGACUUUGGGUCUAUAACCACUACAGAUGGAUUAUAUGGAAACUGGCAGCUCUGGAAUUUGCAUUUCCUAAGGAGUUUGCUAAUAGAUGCCUGACCCCAGAAAGAGUGCUUCUUCAGCUAAAAUAUAGAUACGAUGUGGAAAUUGAUAAAAGCAGAAGAUCAGCUAUAAGAAAGAUAAUGGAAAGGGAUGACACAGCUGCAAAAACACUUGUUCUCUGUGUUUCCCAAAUAAUUUCAUCAAGCACAAAUAUAUCUGAAACUUCCAGCAGUAAAACUAGUAGCAUAGGUGCAAAAAACGUGACCACUAUUGAACUUACAGAUGGAUGGUAUGCUAUUAAGGCACAGUUAGAUCUUCCACUCUUAGCUCUCAUAAAGAACGGAAGACUGACUGUAGGUCAGAAGAUUAUUGUUCAUGGAGCGGAAUUGGUGGGCUCUCCAGAUGCCUGUACACCUCUUGAAGCCCCAGACUCUCUUAUGUUAAAGAUUUCUGCUAACAGUACUCGGCCUGCUUGCUGGUAUGCCAAACUUGGAUUCUUUCUUGACCCUCGACCUUUUCCUCUCCCCAUGUAUUCACUUUUCAGUGAUGGAGGAAAUGUUGGUUGUGUUGAUGUAAUUAUCCAAAGAGUAUACCCAAUACAGUGGGUGGAGAAAACAUCAUCUGGAUUAUACAUAUUCCGUAGUGAAAGAGAAGAAGAAAAGGAAGCAGCAAAGUUUGCAGAGGCCCAGCAAAAAAAACUAGAAGCAAUAUUCACUAAAAUUCAAGCAGAAUUUGAAGCACAUGAAGAAAAUAUUACAAAACGAUAUAUACCAUCACAUGCACUAACAAGACAGCAAGUCCAUGCCCUGCAAGAUGGUGCCGAGCUUUACGAAGCAGUGAAAAAUGCCCCAGACCCAAGUGAACUUGAGGGUAGUCUCAGUGAAGAGCAGUUCAGAGCCUUGAAUAAUCACAGACAGAUGCUGAAUGAUAAGAAGUAUACACAGAUGCAGUUGGAAUUCAGGAAGGCUAUGGAAUCUGCUGAGCAAGACAAGCAGAUUUUAUCCAGGGAUGUUAAAAUGGUGUGGAAACUGCGUAUCGUGACCUACGGGAAAAAAGAAGAUUCAGUUAUUUUGAGUAUCUGGCAUCCAUUAUCAGAUUUAUAUUCCUCCUUAACUGAAGGGAAGCGAUACAGAAUUUACUAUCUUGCAACAUCACAUUCUAAAAGUAAAUCUGAAAGAGCUAGCGUGCAGUUAACAGCAACAAAAAAGACUCAGUAUCAACAACUGCCGGCUUCGGAUGAAUUCCUAUUCCAAGUUUAUCAGCCAAGAGAGUCCCUUCACUUCAACAAAUUAUUGGAUCCAGAUUUCCAGCCACCUUGUUCUGAGGUAGACCUAGUUGGAUUUGUUGUUUCCAUUGUGAAAAAAAAAGGUCUUGCUCCUUUGAUCUAUUUGUCAGAUGAAUGCCAUAAUUUAUUGGCAAUAAAGUUUUGGAUAGAUCUUAAUGAAGAUAUUAUUAAACCUCAUACAUUAAUUACUGCAAGCAACCUCCAGUGGCGAGCUGAAGCCCCAUCAAGAAUGCCUACUUUACUUGCUGGAGAUUUUUCCAUUUUUUCUGCCAGUCCAAAGGAAGGACACUUUCAAGAGGCUUUCCACAAAAUGAAUACUAUUGAGGAUAUUGAUACAUUUUGCAGUGAAGCAGAAAACAAGCUUAUGUAUAUACUUAAUGCAAAUGAUCUGAAGUGGUCCACACCAACUAAAGACUAUACUUCAGAGAGACACACUACUCAGACUAUCCUUGACACAGGAAAUAAAUUUCUGUUGUCUCCUGCCAACAGUGGCAUGAAUCAUCAAAGCCCCUUACCACUUUGCAAGUCAAAAGGAAAGUCUGUCUCUAUACCUAUGUCAGCUCAAAGGACUCCACAGAAAGAAACUGAUGACCCAAAACACUGCAGAAAGAGAAAAGCCUUGGAUUUCUUAAGUAGACUGCCUUUACCUCCACCUGUUAGCCCUGUUUGUACAUUUGUCUCUCCAGCUGCACAGAAGGCAUUUCAGCCACCACGGAGAUGUGGCACCAAAUAUGAAAUGCCUGUAAGGAAAAAAGAGUCAAAUUCUCUUCAGGUGAAUCCACUUAAAAAUUUAAACAUUUCCCUUUCGGAGAGUGAUUCAAUAGCUGAUGAAGAACUUGCACUGAUAAAUACCCAGGCCCUUUUGUCAGAUUCAGGAGGAGAAAAUCAACUUCUAUCUAUCAGUGAACGCACUAAGACAAUCGCAACUAGUUCAAAAGGUAAUAGACUGAAAAGGCAUUAUACUUCACCUGUGAGCAAAAAGCAAGAGAAUUCUCAAGCCAGUGAGGAAGAACAGAAGACAAGUGUGCAGGACACGAGUAUAAUAAAAAACAUAUCUAAGAAACUGCAAAGGCGAGAGAAACAAAAAUAAGUCAUUGACUGUGGACCGGUUUGUAAAUGAUACUGUCUCAAAUUGCGCAUCUAUACUGGUAUAAUGAGAAAAUAUACUUCUAAAUUUAUCUAUUAUCUUAUAUAUCAGAAGAGUGCUCUUUGUCUUGGCUCUGCAUUGGUUACUUUUACUUCAGUUAUGUCUUAAAAUUGACUGUAUAUUUAUUAACUAAUCAAGAAAAAAAGAAAUACAGGUUGAUGGCUGAAUUUGAUCACAAUUAUUUACAAAUAGAAUGUAAACACUACCUUUUUUAGAUUGUACCCAUUUAAAAAGAAAAACUAAAUGCAGUUAUUUUGACUCAUCA
Molecule: messenger RNA, 11203 nt
Organism: Erinaceus europaeus (western European hedgehog)
Lineage: Eukaryota; Metazoa; Chordata; Mammalia; Eulipotyphla; Erinaceidae
Gene: BRCA2
Product: BRCA2 DNA repair associated
Exons: 27
Coding region: 187-10881 (3564 amino acids)
Biological process (GO): double-strand break repair via homologous recombination; regulation of DNA-templated transcription
Cellular component (GO): nucleus
Source: RefSeq, a predicted model, not a curated record